Molecule: messenger RNA, 1986 nt
Organism: Musa acuminata AAA Group (dessert banana)
Lineage: Eukaryota; Viridiplantae; Streptophyta; Magnoliopsida; Zingiberales; Musaceae
Product: glucose-6-phosphate/phosphate translocator 2, chloroplastic
Exons: 5
Coding region: 465-1664 (399 amino acids)
Biological process (GO): transmembrane transport
Cellular component (GO): Golgi apparatus; membrane
Molecular function (GO): phosphoglycerate transmembrane transporter activity; triose-phosphate transmembrane transporter activity; antiporter activity
Source: RefSeq, a predicted model, not a curated record
GGUUAUCCCGGGAACGUUAGUUCUGCACCAAACUCGUCGCUGCCACCAACCCCGUCCCUCUCGCUGCUCUCUCCACCUCCGCAUUAGAGCUAGUCUCCCUCUAUUCGAUCGCAAGAUCCCCUGGAUUCUUUAUCGACGUGCUCUUUGAUCCACUCCCCUGCUCGCUUCAACCCCUUCCUCCUCGCCGUUGCGCUUGGUUUGGCCAUCUUUGCAGCCCGAUAGAUCGCCGUCUACGGUUGGCAAAGCACAGGAAAGUGAGUUUUUUGUGGGUUGCUGGAGUGACCUUGCUGCGGGAACGAACAAAGGUGGGAUCUUUUUGAGGUUCUCGGUCGAGUCCCUUGUUCUCAUCGACGCGAGGAAUCGACUUGAUCGCCCCUUGUUGCCUUCCGCUGGUUCCUCCGCCUCUCCGUAUCCUAAAGGUCGGAUCUCGGCAUCAAUCCCUAGAGGCCGCGUCGCUCUUCGACAUGAUCUCCUCCGUGAAACAAUCCUCGGCGGCGAUCGGCGUUGCCGAUCUCGUCGGGCGUAAAUCCCCGUCUCUCAGACCUCGGAUCGCCUCCGUUGCUCCCUUGUCUGCCAUCAGAAGUCCUAGUUUAUCGCUUCUCACUCGAAAACCCCUUUACCUUGCAUCUCCGGAGGGGUUUGUUUUUGGCUUCCGCGAUGGGAUCGUGUCGGCUGCGAAGCCUCGGGGUCUCGCUUUCAAGUGCGAGGCUUACGAGGCCGAUGGAUCGGAGAGCGUCGAGGUUUCCCAUCAGGAGUCUCGUUCGGCCACUGCCCAGAAAGUAAAGAUCGGCAUCUACUUCGCCACCUGGUGGGCGCUCAACGUGGUGUUCAACAUCUACAACAAGAAGGUCCUCAACGCCUUCCCUUACCCCUGGCUCACCUCCACCCUCUCCCUGGCCACGGGUUCGCUUAUGAUGCUCAUCUCCUGGGCCACCAGAAUCGCCGAGGCCCCCAAGACCGACUUCAAUUUCUGGAAAGCCCUUGCACCGGUGGCGGUGGCUCAUACGAUCGGGCAUGUGGCGGCCACCGUGAGCAUGUCGAAGGUGGCAGUGUCAUUCACCCACAUAAUCAAGAGCGGGGAGCCUGCUUUCAGCGUGUUGGUGUCGAGGUUUCUGUUGGGGGAGACUUUCCCUGUGCCUGUAUAUCUAUCGCUGUUGCCGAUCAUCGGUGGAUGUGCUCUGGCUGCAGUCACAGAACUGAACUUCAACAUGACUGGUUUUAUGGGUGCAAUGAUAUCAAACGUUGCAUUUGUCUUUCGCAAUAUUUUCUCCAAGAGGGGGAUGAAGGGCACAUCAGUUAGCGGGAUGAACUAUUAUGCCUGUCUUUCUAUGCUGUCUCUGUUGAUACUCACACCAUUUGCCAUCGCGAUCGAGGGCCCCCAGAUGUGGGCUGCUGGCUGGCAGACUGCAAUUUCACAGAUUGGUCCCCAUUUCAUCUGGUGGGUAGCUGCUCAGAGUGUCUUCUACCAUCUGUACAACCAAGUCUCCUACAUGUCUUUGGAUGAAAUCUCUCCCUUGACAUUUAGCAUUGGCAAUACUAUGAAACGGAUAUCUGUCAUCGUCUCUUCCAUCAUAAUCUUCCAUACUCCUGUCCAGCCCAUCAAUGCACUUGGAGCUGCCAUUGCUAUCCUAGGAACUUUCCUCUACUCCCAGGCCAAGCAGUAAAGGGGGGAUUCGAGAGAGACGUAACAAGAUCAGUUUUUACAUAUGUUCUUCAUAUAUGCAUGGCCAUGCAACAACAGUAAUUAGAUGUCGCCAAGUAGAUUAUUUUGGUUGAGUUCAACAGCAGGUUCCUGUUGUUGAUGACACUAGAAAUAUACCAUGAUUUGUCGACUGGACAUAGAAUAAUGUUUCUUGUUUUUGUCUGCAUUUGCAUGGUCAUUAUGCAGAAAGAGAGACUGUUGAAGUGCUUCUUUUACUUGUCGCAGAAUAAUGGUUUCAAGUUUAUCGCUAAGUUUUAUUAGUAAUCAAACAGUUUUACUUGAAA